AUGGGCUCAAAUCCGGCUAUACAGCAGAUAUCCAGAAAUGCUAUCGAGGAUAUCUGGGGCCCCCGAACACCUUACAAGCACGUAUGGCCUACUCGAGUCGAUAUCUCCUGCGAGGAUGAGCCCGAUAACUGGGUCCAAAGUGCUUGUGUCUUGUGCAGCAACGGCUGCGGUCUUGACAUAGGUGUCAAAGACGGAAAAGUUGUGGGUGUUAGAGGGCGCGCUACGGACCGAGUCAACAAAGGAAGGCUUGGACCUAAGGGAUUGCAUGGCUGGAAAAGCAUCAACUCACAAGAGCGACUGACUCAUCCGCUAAUUCGGCGCAACGGAAAACUAGAGCGAGCAACGUGGGAUGAGGCAAUGGGCCUGGUAGCCAAACGCUCGAAAGAGCUAAUUGAACGACUUACGAGCCAUAGCAUUGCAUUCUAUACCUCCGGUCAACUAUUCUUGGAAGAAUACUAUGCAUUGGCUGUGAUUGGCAAAGCAGGACUUCAUACUUUACACAUGGACGGAAACACACGUCUUUGCACCGCAACGGCAGCAACAUCAAUGAGAGAGUCAUUUGGUUCGGAUGGCCAGCCUGGAUCAUACGAGGACAUUGACUACACAGAUUGUCUUUUCCUCACUGGACACAAUGUUGCAGCUACUCAAACGGUCUUAUGGUCCAGGAUGCUGGAUCGACUGGAUGGCCCGAAUCCUCCGAAGCUCAUUGUCAUUGAUCCGCGUCUCUCCGAGACUGCACGAAGGGCGACUGUUCAUCUUUCACCAAGAAUUGGUACGAAUUUGGCUGUUCUCAACGGUAUUCAGCAUCUGAUGUUCAAAAAUGGCUGGAUCAACAAUGAUUUUACGUCAGAGCAUGUCGUGGGGCUUGAGGAGCUGAAAAGAACAGUAGCGGAAUACACACCUGACAAGGUCGAAGAGAUCACAGGAAUCCCAGCAAAGGACCUCGAAGAGGCAGCCACUAUCAUUGGGAACACCCCUAGUCUCUUAUCUACCGCUUUACAGGGAGUCUAUCAGUCAAACCAAGCGACGGCGAGCGCAUGCCAGAUCAACAACAUUAACCUACUGAGGGGUUUGAUUGGCAAGCCUGGAAGCGGCAUUCUACAGAUGAACGGCCAGCCAACAGCACAGAACAACCGUGAAGCCGGCUGCGAUGGAGAGUUCCCCGGAUUUCGCAACCACAAGAACCCGGUUCAUAUGCAAGAGCUCGCUGAUCUCUGGAACAUCGACCCUAUCAAAGUACCUCACUGGAACGAACCGACUCACAUCGAAAACCUCCUGAACUACAUCGAGGACGGCUCUAUUAGGAUGAUGUGGAUAUCUGGCACGAACCCUCUUGUCAGUCUUCCAAACUUGCCAAGAAUUCGUAAGCUUCUCACCGACCCUGCACUCUUCGUGGUGUGUCAAGACAUCUUCAUGACCGAGACCGCUGCUGUGGCGGACGUUGUCCUGCCUGCCGCGCAGUGGGGAGAAAAAACGGGUUGCUUCACCAAUGUUGACCGAACGGUUCAUCUUUCUCACAAAGCUGUUGAACCACCUGGAGAAGCAAGGUCCGACCUUGACAUCUUCCUUGAUUAUGGCCGUCGAAUGGAUUUCAGAGACAAAGACGGCAACCUCCUGCUUCCCUAUAAGAAUUCAGAAGAAGUAUUCAGUGCCUGGAAAAAGAUGUCAUACGGUCGUCCUUGCGAUUACAGUGAGAUGACCUACGACAAGCUUACCGGAGGCUCGGGCAUCCAAUGGCCCUGCAACAAAGAAAACCCUCAGGGUACCGAGAGACUUUUUAGCGAUGGGAAGUUUUAUACCGACAUUGAAGUUUGCGAAAGCUAUGGGCACGACCUAGAAACAGGAGCACCCUACACCAAAACAGACUAUGCAUCCUUCAACCCGGCUGGUCGAGCUAUUCUGAAAUCAUGCCAUUACGCUCCAUCGAUGGAGGAGACGACUGAUGAAUACCCCCUGAGACUGUCAACUGGUCGCAACGUGUAUCAGUUUCACACCAGGACAAAAACUGGCCGGUCUAAGGAGCUUCAAGAUGCAUGCCCCGAGCCCGAGGUUCGGAUUUCUAAAGAGGAUGCAGCGAAGAUGGAUAUUCAAACCGGAGACAACGUCGUUGUCAAAUCUCGUCGAGGAGCCGUUGAACUAAAGGCAAAGGUUGGCGGAAUCUCCACCGGACAAAUUUUCAUUCCGUUUCACUUUGGGUACUUUGACGCAAAGGAUGGCAAAGCAAGAGCAGCGAAUGAGUUGACUGUUGAUCGAUGGGAUCCAAUCUCAAAACAACCCAUGUUCAAAUCCGGAGCUGUUCGUGUAGAGAAGAUAGAAGCAGGUGAGGAGCCUCACUUCAAAGAGCUUCAAUCGGAUGCCGAACAGGCAGUGAUCAACAAGAGAGUUGAGGCUGUGGAAGAUGACUCGACUCGGCGAAAGCGACUUCUCGAAACCUGGCUCGGAGAAACUUUUGAAAGCAUCAAGCAACUAUCUGAAAUCUACAGCACGUUGCUUCCUGACCUGUGUCACGACCUGGAAAUCGAGGGCGGGGUGCUUGUUCUGCAAAGGAUCGCAAAAAGGGUGGAAACAGUCCUUGGCGAGCAAGUCGACAAACUUGGAGAGGACGUCUGCGCGGGGAGCAAGAAAGCCGAGUCGUUGAGAAGCUCUCUAUUUCCGCCAGUCGAUACUAGGAGAAGUCCCUACGAGAUCAUGGAGACGUUGCAGGGGUUGCAUAUAUACCUUUCUCAUAUCGAAGGCGGUUUGACUGCGCUUCUUCCUGUGAGCCAGGCAACGUGGGAUGAGGAAUUUUACAAAGCGGUUCAGUUUGCCCAGGCUGGUAUGCAUCGCAUGCAAUCAUGGGUUGCUCAGCAAAUGCAAGUUAGGGCACCACAAACUUUAUUGGUUCCGGCGUUGGUGAGGGAUUGA
Molecule: messenger RNA, 2904 nt
Organism: Colletotrichum truncatum
Lineage: Eukaryota; Fungi; Ascomycota; Sordariomycetes; Glomerellales; Glomerellaceae
Product: periplasmic nitrate
Molecular function (GO): molybdopterin cofactor binding; oxidoreductase activity
Source: RefSeq, a predicted model, not a curated record